This is a messenger RNA of Haliotis rufescens (red abalone), 5756 nucleotides long. Its product is annotated as enhancer of filamentation 1-like. NCBI's taxonomy places the organism in Eukaryota, Metazoa, Mollusca, Gastropoda, Lepetellida, Haliotidae. Gene Ontology annotation, biological process: cell surface receptor protein tyrosine kinase signaling pathway; cell migration. Gene Ontology annotation, cellular component: plasma membrane; cytoplasm. The transcript is spliced from 3 exons. Bases 301 to 3033 code for a protein of 910 amino acids. The record is from RefSeq and is a predicted model, not a curated record. Gene Ontology annotation, molecular function: protein binding.
UGGGAUAGGCGAUACAGACACAACCAUGUCUAGCCAAGAAGUUGAAAAGUUUGUGCCUAAUAAUAAUGUACAUAUGUACUGUGAUUGAAGGAUGCUAUAUGUGUUUCGUAUGAGCCAGUGUUUACUACUACACUAAGAUACACCACAUUGGCCAUAGGUUCUUGGAGUUUCUCAUACGAAGAAAUAUUUCGAACGAUCCAGCUAUAUUUAGUUGGUAGUAAAUUGCGAGCUUGGACAACCAUAAGAGGAUAUCAUUCGUAGCCUUGGACAUCUAAUUUAAGUAAGGAAUCAAAUGAAGAUAUGACACAACAGAUGUUCCUGGCCAAAGCAUUGUAUGACAACAUUGCUGAAAGUCCUGAUGAGUUAGCCUUUAGGCGUGGAGAUGUUCUCACCGUUACAGAAUUAAACACAGGGGGAUUGGAUGGAUGGUGCCUGUGUUCACUUAGGGGCAAACAGGGAAUAGCCCCGCGCAACAGGCUGAAGAUUCUGUCUGGCAUGUCUGACUAUUCCACUGGAGAUGAAAGUCUGACUUCCAGCAGUAACAACUUAACGAGUAGCCACAGCUGGGAAUCUUCACUCCAGAAGCCUGUCAGCAGUAUGGAAAAAACAUCAACAUCCUUGGAUUUGUAUGAUGAACCUAACAGAAGUCUACAAGAUUAUGAUGUACCACCUUCAAGACACUUCCCAAAGGAACAGCUUAAGAUGUCUGAAAUGCAGCUACCAAAUACAAACCCAUCAUCAUUAAAGCGGCUAUCAAAUGAUAGUAAUCAAAAUAUGCAGCACAACAAUCUUGAAUCAUCAUUCUAUGAUACUCCACAGUCAAUGCAUCAAGUAGCUGGCAAUGAAGACAACAUGUAUGAUGUUCCACAAUUCCUUAUUAAGACCAGUACUGACAAUCAUUCUAACCGCUCAAGCAUCCUUUCAAAUGCAUCCAAUGAUUCCUCACUUACAGCAGCUAGCAGUACAUCAAAUGUAAGCUCACACAGAUCUUCCACUGCUCCUAGCAUAUGUGACUCAGCCCGCUCAAGUUUGGAUGUUUCUUCUCAGGAGCUGUAUGACACUCCACCAAGAUCCACACAUAAUGCAAAGCAGUUGUCUACUGAUUCAGGCCUGGAUGUUUAUGAUACACCACCAAAAGCCAAACUAGCUUCACCAGCUUCUGUUAUUGAAGAUUAUGAUUUCCCCAAAGGAAAGAAAAUAGACUUUGGGGUACCCAAGGUAACUUCAUUACAUCAACACCAUACUGAGAAAAACAAAAGCAAGGAGCAUGCCAUUGAUGAUGUUUAUGAUAUUCCUAAAAACAAUGCCCCUCGAGUUCAAAUGAAAACUUGUGGUGGGAAGGUCUCGUUUAUUUCAUCCAUGGAUUCACCAGUGAUGCCAAAUGAACCUGUUUGUGUUUAUGAUAUUCCUCCGCAAGUUACUAGGGAUUCAGUUAUUUCAGCUCGUUCUGAUUCAUCAGAAGAGGGUCAGAGAUUGUCCACUUGUAGCAUUGAUUCAAGGGGAUCUUUUACAGAGAUUCCCACUUAUGAUGAAUUGCCACUUGAAAUGGAUGCAGCACUAGAAUUCUUGACAAGGUUACAGCAGGAUAUACAGAAAACUGCAAGCAAGUUUUUAGGAUUUGUAAGCAGCACAUGGCGAAAGAAGGAAAGUUUACAGACUAAACUGUAUGAAAUCAAAAUUGCUGUAACUGGGGUCAAGAGCUCUCUUGCUGAAUAUAUUAAGUUUUCACAAGGUACAUUAGCUAAUGCCAGUAAGCUACCAGACAGGAAAUUGGUGAACAAACUGUACAAGCAACUGAAUCCUUUGCAAAAUAGUUAUCAGCUCAUUUCAAGUGCACUUAAAAAUCUGGAUGAAGUAAAGUGGCAGACUGACAUUUUAGCUGAGCCUUUGGAUUCAUCUAAGUCUGAUGAUUUAGGACAGAUUGCAACUUUAUGCAAAGAUUUAAGUAGCAAUGCAAGAAAACUUGCCUCUCUAAUACAAGGCAACUCAACAUUAUUGUUCCCAAGAACUCAAGAUCUUAAUAGGACCGCAGAGGUAAUCAUCUCAUCUGAGGACUCAGCUGCUGCCAAACCUCCAAUUGGACCAAAAUCAGAAGCAGGAAGUAAACAGAGGGCUAAGAUGGUUCAACAACGCCCAUUGCCACCCCCACCCACAUUGGAAAGACCCCUUCCACCAACUCCGAUUGAAGAUCAAAUGAACUCUUUGCGUCUGAGAUUUCAGGAAAAGGGAGAUAACUUUGUAAAUGAAGAUGCUGAGAAAGAGGACAUUUAUGCCAAUGAUUCAAAUGAAUGGGUUAGAGAAUAUGACUAUGUUCACUUAGAAUCAAGAGAUAUUGCUGCUCAAUUGAAAGCAAAGGAGGAAAGGGUUCAGAAUUUUGAAAAGGAUGGAUCACCUUCUGAAUCAGAACAUGAACAUAGUAAAGACAGCAGUGAGGAUCCAUACGAGUUGAAACUUGAAGCCGAUUUGGAGGAACUUGACAACUCAAAGCAAGAUGUCAUUGAUAAUGCUUCAUUUGACAUUGACAAUUUACUUGAACAGGAUGUUAAAACCCCUGUGAAUGUGAACACAGACAGUGAUAUGUUUCUAUUAGAUAAAGAGGAAGCAGUCAAUAUGGAAACUGAGCAACUGGAUCCAAAUGACAAACAAGUGUUAGUUUUCUAUUCUGGACAGAUGGAAACGCAUUCCACCCUUCUAUCAAAUGCCUUAGAUGCCUUUUUUUGCUGUGUUGAAAGCAAUGAACCUCCCAAAGUAUUUAUUUCCCACAGCAAAUUUGUGAUAGUGUCUGCUCAUAAACUUGUUUACAUUGGUGACACACUCCAUAGAAACAUUAUGCAUACCAUUGUGAAAAACAAAAUUAUGAAAUGUGCUAAUCAACUGUGUGACUGUUUAAAACAAUCUGUUAGUGCUACAAAGCUAGCAGCCCUUCAGUAUCCUUCAGUGCCUGCAGUUCAGGAAAUGGUUGACCGUGUAGUUGAAGUGUCAAAGGCAGCUCAUAACCUGAAAGUUGUCAUUUCACAAGCUUCUUCCUUGUAGCUGUGUUGAGUACUGAACCAUUUAGCUUCAAUUAUUGUCUUCCAUUGCAGAAAGAUUUUUUUUGUACAACAACACUGGUCAGAAACCAAGGACAUGUAGGGAAUCCAUCCAAAAUGUAUUUAUGUAUUGUAUGCUUUCUAGCAGUGACAAUUAUGUCUAUGUCUUCUUUUUUCAUAUUUAGGCUUCAUUGAUGCCUAAUUAUCUUAGGUAAGAUAUGUUCAAUGGCUGACAGUCUAAAAUGCCUUUCAAAGUUCAGAAAUAGCAAGUAUUGUUUCAAACUUUGCCAACCUUUUUUGUGGUGAAUCACAAGUCUCCCUACUUUGGGCAGCGGAAAAAAUAAGAGAAAAGGAAUAAGAUUCUUUUUUAAUCCUAAUACUUCACGUUUGAAGAGUUCUCAUUCAAUGUUAGGGCCAGAUUUAUUUCCCAUUUUGGGCAAAAAGUAUUAACAUGGUAAUGGUUUGACAAAAUGAAGUUAAGUCUGUCUGAAGGAAAACUGGGUGUGUUUCUAGUAUUUCUUUGUCUGUAAAUAUGACAACUAUUAAUCUAACUGUUGCUUUGGCAACUGAUGUAUUUAUUUAUUUCAUCCUCAAGCUGCAUGCUCACAACUGAGUUUUAUGUGUGAUCCGUGUGAACAAGGGUUUGACUGAGGAAUCAAGUUGAUAAUACAAUUAUGACACUUGUACACAGGACAGCAAAAAUAUUUUAGGAGUGUGUCAUCUUGAAAGCUGAAUUAACACAAGAUAAAAAAAAAUAUAAACAUUCACAUUUUUGUUACGAAGCUGUUGAGGAGCUUAAUGAAAUUGCUUUGUUCUCAGGAGGGUUUUCACACCUUGGUACAGUUUGUCAAGCCAGUUCUUGAUAAGAUUGAAACCUGCAUAUAUUUUUAAUGUGAAACAAAUCACAAUGUUGCAUCAUGAGGAAAGUUAAUGUAGGCAAGAACUGAGUAGCUUCCAUACUGACUUUUAGUUAGCAUGUUACUAAUGGGUUGAAGCUGAAAUGUUGUAGUAAGAAGUUUCUCUUCAAUAGAAUCCUGCUCAAUUUUACAUCCCAGGAAGGAAUGUUUGUGUGAGCUUUUGUUAACAGGCUGUUGCCCUUCAUUAAUGUAACAGUAGUAGUAUGGCUGUAGAAUUUAUUCUUGGCUGUACCAGAAAGGUCAUCCAAUUCUGUUCCCUCAAAUUUCUGAGGUGUCAUCUUCUCCAAGUCAAGCAGUAGUUUUGUUUCAGAUUGUUAGAUGUUCAAAUAGUCUCUCUAUCAGACGUCUAUCAGAUCGUAAUGGUCCAAAAAUGGAAAGUUGAGCCAUUAUAAGUCAGAGAAAAGUGUAUCGAAACUGUCAGGUUAUGUUUAUUUUGCACUAAUGUCAAUCAAAGAUUCCAAGAUUAGGAUGUUUUAUGUGAUUUGCAUAUGUUGGCUGUAGAGUCCUAAUGUUGAUAUAGAUGUAUAAGGUUAUCUGAAUCAUUUUGAUUACAAGUUUGCCUAUAACCUGUCUGUAGAACAGUAUCUGCAUGAAGGGUAGUGAAACCAUGUCAGCUGCAAAUGAAAAUGUGAAAUUUCAGAUAAAACAUUGGGGUGGUCGGGUAGCCUAGUGGUUAAAGCGUUCGCUCGUCACGCCGAAGACCCGGGUUCGAUUCCCGACAUGGGUACAAUGUGUGAACCCCAAUUCUGGUGUCCCCCCACCGCGAUAUUGCUGGAAUAUUGCUAAAAGCGGCGUAAAACCAUACUCACUCACUCACUCAGAUAAAACAUCACUAGACAUGAGGAUUUACCAUUUCAAUUGUAUUUCCUUUCUUUUAGGCACUGCUUUAUAUGCAGAGAUUAAGAUUACCAUGUGUAAACUAAUCCAGAAAUAGCUAUUGGCUGUACACACACUUUCUCCCAGAUCUACCGGUAGCACUUUGGUCUAUUGACGGAUACAUUUUAUGUAUAGAACAGUAGGACGAGUCACCCUUUGAGGCUUUCCACGGUCUUGCUAUUUCGAUCACGAAAACAAUAUGUUGAUGUAAUAGUCAAACUAUAACAAAUAUGAUAAACUGUGUAGUUCAGUACAAAUUUGUUCGCGUGGUAUUUCCAGUGUUACAUGCUCAGGGUAGGCUAAUGUCUUUGCGUUAGGGAUAAAAACGUAUUAUGCGCCUCUCUGUAUUAUCAUUAUUUUUUACCAAAGUACGCAUUAUACACAAGAAUUGAUGGUCUUCUUCGAUUAAGAUUGUUGCGGUUGUUUCUUUUAUAUGAACUGAUGCCAUUACCAUGAUCAUAUGACACAAAAUUGUACAAGAAAAUCUAAGCAAUAGUGCUUGUGAAGGAAAGACAGGAACCUGUCAUUGAAGAAUCACACUCAUAGGUGCACACACUUUGUGCAAAGACUUUAUGGGAAUAAUUUAUUUGACACUCAUUAUGUGUAAAAUGUCUGGAUGUCUACAAAGAGACAAAGAAAUAUGUUCAUAUUUUGUGAUAUUCUGAAUGGACAUGGUUAUUUUGUAAAUACCAAUGAUGACAAAGUUUUACUUUGGUCUAUUAAUGUUAUGCAGAGAGUUAAUGUGAAUAGUCAGUCUACAAAUUCUGGUGCUACUUACUUUUUCAGGGAAGAUCCCAGAGAGUACAAAUACAUGUAUAAUCAAGAUCAUCAGGUUGCAUGUUACUGAUAUCGCAUCAACAUAAUGUUACUACCAAAAGCUGCUUCUGCUUUGCAUACAAUAAUAUAUGAAUGAAUAAAUGAAUAAAAUCAUGAA